This is a messenger RNA of Syzygium oleosum, 1554 nucleotides long. RefSeq names its product DNA damage-repair/toleration protein DRT100-like. Gene Ontology annotation, molecular function: protein binding. The coding region runs from base 15 to 1235 and encodes 406 amino acids. The transcript has a single exon. Lineage: Eukaryota; Viridiplantae; Streptophyta; Magnoliopsida; Myrtales; Myrtaceae. The record is from RefSeq and is a predicted model, not a curated record.
CCCCACUGCAUUUCAUGCAUGCAUGUUCUCUCUAUAACUCUCUCUUCCUCCCUCUCUCUCUCUGCGCACGAAAACACACUUCUGUCAAUAACCCUAGAAGAGAGAAUCAAAGCAACGUCCCACUCAUGCAACGUAAAACGAUGGACUUUACCUUGUUCUGCAUCGCCCUGCUACUUCUCGCCACCAUGUCCCCCGUCGACUGCUGCCCACCGUCCGACCGGGCGGCCCUUCUCGCCUUCAAAGCCGCCCUUCAUGAGCCCUACUUGGGCAUCUUCAACUCGUGGACCGGCGACGACUGCUGCCACAACUGGUACGGCGUCAGCUGCGAAGCCGAGACCCGCCGCGUCGCCGACAUCAACCUCCGUGGCGAGUCGGAGGACCCGAUCUUCGAGCGGGCGAAGCGGCCCGGCUACAUGACGGGCACCAUCUCCUCGGCGGUAUGCAGGCUCAAGCGCCUUACCAGCCUCACGGUUGCCGACUGGAAGGGCAUCACCGGCGAGAUCCCAAGCUGCAUCACCACGAUCCCGUUCCUCCGGGUCCUCGACUUGAUAGGGAACCGCCUCUCCGGCGAGAUCUCGGCGAACAUCGGGAAGCUCCACCGCCUAACGGUGCUCAACGUCGCAGACAACAUGAUCACCGGCGAGAUCCCACAGUCAUUGACCAAUCUCUCGAGCUUGAUGCACUUGGACAUGAGGAACAACCGGAUCUCGGGUCCAUUGCCCCGAGAGUUUGGGAGGAUGAGGAUGUUGAGCCGGGCUUUGCUCAGUGGGAACCGGAUCACCGGAUCCGUACCCGACUCCGUUUCGGAUAUAUACCGGUUGGCAGACUUGGACCUUUCUUUUAACCAACUAUCCGGUCCGAUCCCGGUUUCUCUCGGCAAGAUGGCAGUCCUCGCCACGCUGAACCUCGACUCGAACAAGAUCUCGGGCCCAAUCCCCCAAACCCUGAUCAACUCCGCGGUGAGCAACUUGAACCUCAGCAGGAACGCGCUCCAAGGCACAAUCCCGGACGUCUUCGGGCCAAGGUCCUACUUCACCGCACUCGACCUAUCAUACAACAGCCUCCACGGCCCGAUCCCGAGGUCCAUAUCGUCUGCGUCGUUCAUCGGGCACAUGGACUUGAGCCACAACCACCUCUGCGGGCGGAUCCCUAGUGGGCCACCGUUCGACCACCUCGAAGCGUCGUCGUUCGUGUACAACGAUUGCCUCUGCGGGAAGCCCCUCAAAGCAUGUUAAACCGGGUCGGGGUCUCGGAGUCCUGGAUCCACGCUCAACCCGAAUUUACUGAAAUUUGUGCACUUGUUUGUGUUAGAGGAUGAAUGCUGUUAUGGUUUACCUAGGUAUAUGUUGUAUUAGAUUACGUUGAUUGAUAACAUUUCAUGCAUUAGUCUUAAAGUCUUGCACGAAAUGGAAUGGGGUUCACACACCAAGAAAGGGCUAAAAGUGGUAAUGAGUGAGCUAAUAAUUUGGAUGACAAGUCAUGUGGACUUGGAGAUAAUGUUCGUCCGUAUCGAUGUGACCAAAAACGAAGUAAUCGAACCCUUUUCUUAGCUAA